Molecule: messenger RNA, 7027 nt
Organism: Protopterus annectens (West African lungfish)
Lineage: Eukaryota; Metazoa; Chordata; Ceratodontiformes; Protopteridae
Gene: MST1R
Product: macrophage stimulating 1 receptor
Exons: 21
Coding region: 402-4550 (1382 amino acids)
Biological process (GO): phagocytosis; protein phosphorylation; cell migration
Cellular component (GO): membrane; signaling receptor complex
Molecular function (GO): protein binding; ATP binding; transmembrane receptor protein tyrosine kinase activity
Source: RefSeq, a predicted model, not a curated record
GCGGUGCAGAUUCUGAACUGGGACUGGAGUUUUAUUUUGCAAUACUGGUUGAACAAGUUUCUGCCGAAUGCGGGGACGGAGUGUAGGAGGGGCGGUAGAUGUCUGGCAGCUGCCCUGGGGUGGAAUUCUUGUGUGUAGGAGGGUUCGCAGCGCGUCUCCGACAGCCAGGCCAGUCAAGGGUGCCACAGAAGGGAAGCCUUCGAGGAUCGAUCCUCGUUCUUAGGAAGACGAAGGGGGGCUUCCCCCAGACAAGUCACAGUACAGAACCCCGAAUCUUAUUUCCUAACUAGUGAAACAUCUGGGAGUGGAGGAGGUGGAUACCAGAGUCAGCAGGCGGAGCCGAAUGCCACCAGGUACUUUGGCAGAACGAUGGAGCUACGUGUUAGAUUUUCUUUUUUGAAAUGUCAAAGAUCAAGGCUGCACACCAAUACUGGCCUCUGAUGCAACUGGUAGAAAUGAACAGCCUGGCACUUUUGGUCUUCAUAUUACAAUGGACACUUUGGUGGUCACACAUGGUUGUCGGGCAGUGCCCUAAACACCCACCAAGUUUGAAUGUUAACUUUUCCGUGCCGUAUUACAUUCCAAGCUUUGAAGCUGAGCAGCCGAUUCAGAAUCUUGUUUCCGUUCAUGAUGGAAGUCAGGACGCCAGAAACGAAUAUGCUAGUAUUUUUGUAGCAGUCCAAAAUAAAAUAUAUGCACUGCAUGAAAACUUUUCAUCUGUGGAGGAUAUAGUGACUGGCCCUGCAGGAAGUGAUGUGUGUACGAUAUGCAAAAAGUGUAAUAUUAACAUAGACCCUUCCCAGAACAUGGAAGACACAGACAAUCAAUUUUUAUUUUUCGAUAGCCAAUAUCUUUCACUCGUCAGCUGUGGAAGUUCUCAACAUGGUGUCUGCUACAUGCAUGAGCGUCAGAGUGGUAGUACUGAGACAUCUUGCUUAUAUACUCCAAAUGAUAAUAAUGCAUCUUUCUGCCCUGAUUGCGUUGCCAGCCCCUUGGGUACAAAGGUAUCUUUAAUUUAUCAUUCUGCAACAAUGUAUUUUUACAUUGCUGCUACACUCAACAGUACAAUAACUAGUGAGUAUAGUCCAACGUCAGUAUCUAUCAGAAGAGUUAAAGGUGGUUUAGACGGCUUUUAUAAAGAGUUCCAUUCAUUGAAGGUACUGCCAAAAUAUCUGGAUGUGCUUCCAAUUCAUUAUAUCUACACGUUCAGCACAGACAGCCAUGUGUAUUUCCUGAUAGUUCAGAAAGAUAGUUCUCGCUCAUAUCAGACAAGGAUUGCUCGCUUAGAUACAGCAGAUCAGGUUGUCACAAACUAUAAAGAGCUAAUUCUGGAGUGUCGCUACUCACCCAAGCGUCGGAAGCGCACAGCAAAUGCUGUAGGAGAUAGAGUUUAUAACGUUCUGCAGGCUGCUCAUGUGUCAAAGGCCGGAACUAACUUUGCUGCAGAACUUAAUAUGAAGCCUACAGAUGAUGUACUUUAUGGAGUUUUUGCCAUUAGUGAGGAAGACAGCAGUUUGCCUCAGAAAAUAUCAGCUCUUUGUGCAUUCCCUCUCCAGCUAAUCGAUAAGGCUAUGGAGCAAGGUGUGAAGGACUGCUGUAGCAUUAAGAUUUCGAUGGAGCUACAGCGUGGCCUUUGCCACUUUCAAACGUGCAUGCCUUGUCCACACAAUAUAAAUUUUUCAUCUGAAGUCAACAACACAAGCUGUUUUAACCAACCAACAAUGAUCUUCCAACCCUUCCAGCGUCUGGAUUUAUUUAAUGGAGGAGUGCGUGAUGUACUUUUUACAGCCAUCUUAGUCACUGUGCAUGACAUAGAAACAGUUGCUCACAUUGGGACUUCAGAUGGGAGAAUUCUUCAGGUCAUCCUCAGCAGAUCUCAUCCGUUGAUCUAUUAUGCAAAUGUUACUCUGGAGGAGGGCACACCAGUUUAUCGUGAAGCUGCCAUUCUUGGAGACUCGCUGUUGUUUGUAACAGGAAACAAGGUUUGGAAGGUACCAAAAACUGGGCCUGGAUGUAAACAUUUCAUGACUUGCACUGCAUGUGUGUCAGCCCCAUCUCUCAUGAACUGUGGCUGGUGUGAAGGAUCAUGCACCUGGAAAAGUGAGUGUGAAAAGGAGUGGAAAAGUGAUGUGUGCCCCCCCGAGGUAACUCAUUUUUUUCCAGAAAGUGCUCCUAUAAAUGGCAAAACAACAUUAAAUCUGUGUGGCUGGAACUUUGUGUCCCCCAAGGGACCACCGAUUAGCCCAGCAACCCACCACAUCCAGGUUGGAACAAGAUCAUGCAGUGUGGUACCUUCAGAGAGUAAGGAAGACAGAUUAGUUUGUAAGUUGAAUGAUGACGUUGUGCAAGAGGCUGCAGAACAAGCUGAUAUUAUGCUAACCAUCAACGAGCUUACAAAGAACGAUCCAUAUUACAUCAAUGGGUCUGUCAGUGUCAGCGGAUUUACCUAUGUUGAGCCUCAUGUAUUAGAUAUGAUCCCAUCAUACGGACCAGUGGCAGGAGGAACAAACAUUACAGUAAGAGGCACAGACCUCAAUGUGGGGAGUAGCAGAAACAUAACCAUCAAUGGUGAACAGUGUAUUUCUGUCAGUGUGGCAGACACCUCCAUAGUGUGCACAACUCCGCCGAUGGAGCAGGAGAUGGAGACUAAUGUUGCAGUCACAAUCGACUCUGUGCAGCUGAGCAGUGCGCUUGUAUUCCGUUACAGAUCUAACCCAGUUGUCUUCAGCAUUACUCCUGCAUGCGGCUUUGCCAAUGGCAGUAGAAUUACAGUAAGUGGUGCAAAUCUGCAUUCAGUCUAUCAACCACAGCUGCUGUUUCAACUGCAAGAUGGUGAGGCUGUUACUUCAGUAUGUGAUGUUCCAAUGUCCUCUGAUACACUGCUUUGUAAAACACCAAGUAUAACACUUACGGACAGCAAUAAAGUUCAAGGCAUGAUACGUCUGGUAAUGGAUGGAACUCCAGAUCUGAAGGACUUCCCCUUCGAGUACCACCAAACUCCUGAGGUGUUUCGCUUUCAGGCUGAAAAUCAAGUCUUCUUGCUCAACAAACAGAUUGACAUUGAGAUACAUCACAAAGCACUUGAUUCUGUCGCAGGCUGCCUGAACAUUACAGUAACACUCAAUGGGAGGGACUGCAAAGCCUUAGUUCUGAAAAAUGAAAUCACUUGCCAUGUUCCACAAGAUCUAAUGAUCCAUGGCAAGCAACUGUGUGUACAGGUCUGGAUUAAUGGUGAAGCCCAGGAAAUUGGAACUCUUAAUAUGCAGCGUGGAACUGAUGCUAUAGUUGGAAUUGUGUUGGGGACGUUUAUGUCGAUACUCACUGUUGUUCUUCUGCUCUUUCUGUUAUAUAAAAUGAAGAAAAAGAAACAGAGUGCCACUGCAAUGUUGGAAAGGCUGAGCAGCCCCAACGGAACCCCAGUAAACAACAUUCCAAUCUUUGUCACAAACACUGACUACAGGUACUCCACAGAACACAGUGGCUCUAGUGGAAUGAUAUUUCGGGGAGGUGCAUACUCGGGGAGCACAGAUGGCCUGUCCCUCCCCCUGCUGGCAGAAAACAGCAUUUCCAUUGACUGCUUGAACCCCAUUAUACUAGAAGAAGUGAAGGACAUUCUAAUCCCAGAUGAGAAGCUUUUGGUGCACCGGGACAAAAUCAUCGGCAAAGGACAUUUUGGGAUUGUGUAUCAUGGAACCUACACAGAUCCUUCAAACAAGGAAAUUCACUGUGCCGUCAAGUCCCUAAAUAGGAUUAAUGAUGUGGAAGAAGUGGAACAGUUUCUGAAGGAAGGCAUCCUAAUGAAGGAUUUUCAUCAUCCACACGUACUUUCACUUCUGGGGAUUUUUGUUCCAAAGGAAGGGCUCCCACUAGUCAUCUUGCCUUACAUGAAACAUGGCGACCUGCGGCAUUUCAUUCGCAGUGAACAGCGGAAUCCUACUGUGAAAGAUUUAAUUGGUUUUGGUUUGCAAGUGGCACAAGGAAUGGAAUAUCUGGCACAGAAAAAGUUUGUCCACAGAGAUCUGGCUGCAAGGAAUUGCAUGCUAGAUGAGAUGUACACUGUGAAAGUCGCUGAUUUUGGCAUGGCAAGGGAUGUGCUCGACAAAGAGUAUUACAGCAUACAACACCGCAAAAAUGCAAAGCUGCCUGUCAAAUGGAUGGCCAUUGAAAGUCUUCAAACUCAGAAAUUCACAACCAAGUCAGAUGUGUGGUCUUUUGGGGUGCUUCUGUGGGAACUGAUGACUCGAGGAACAUCUCCUUACCCUGAUGUAGAUCCAUACGAUAUAACUCGCUAUUUAUUGAAAGGAAGAAGACUGCCACAGCCAGAGUUUUGCCCGGACCCUCUAUACAACACUAUGCUUCAUUGCUGGGCCCCUCAACCUGAAAUGCGACCUACCUUCACCAAGCUAAUACCAGAGAUUGAGCGAAUGCUAGAUUCCCUAAAAGGGGAACAUUAUGUUAACUUGGAAGUCUCCUAUGUAAACUUGGACAAUAAUCAGCCAUAUCCAGCCGUGCAAGUAUCUGAACCAGAACUGGAUAGCGACGAGGACUGAUUGGAUAACACUAUACAUUUUGCUACUGGAAUGUACUGAAACACAAGCCUUACUUGAAACUAACAGUGACUGUGAAUGCAGGCAGGUAGUUGUGGAUUUUCCACAAACUUGCAAUACUGAUUGUAGUUUUGGGUCAAAGUAAUUCAUUAUAAGAGAUUUUUUGAUAUGUGUAUAUUUAUUUAAUUGCUGACAAUGACUUUUAUGCAAGAUUUAUAUUCUAUAAAACUCACAAAAACAGCAUAACUAGAUUAUGGAAUGAGAUAUUGCUUCACAGAUCACUAUUUAUGCGUACUGCAUUACUAGGUGAAAGACUGUAAAACUGUGAGGCCACAAGACAUUCUUGUAUUCUGGAAUAAUCCUGUCUAUUCUGCUGAUAUAGUCUGCACUUUCAGAUUCCAGAAGUGUGCACAUAAGAAAUGUUUUGCCUCACCAUAAAUCACUGGAUUGUAUGAAUGCAUGGCAGGCUGCUGCUGAUGAUUUGUGUCUUAAUGGAGUCAGUGUUUUACUAAAUGAGGUUUGCUACCAUCAUUGUUAAAAUGAAAUAACCAUUGCAUUCCUUUCAAGAAAAACAGUUGCAUGGUUACAUAAGGAAAAAGGUGGUCAUUGUCAUUUUGGUUGUGGCUUCUGUGCCAGACGCAUGCUGAAGUUCCUGUUGAAAUUCUAGGAAAAUGGAAUUGUGAUUCUUGGAAUAUCUACACUGCUAAUACAAGUAUGGGGAUAUACUAAAUCCAAAAUGGCAAUAUCUCAAAUGUCCCCCUCCAAAAACACUUCUUUGGUUUUACAGUGAGCUUCAGCAUUUUAAUUAUUUCCUUUGAAGCCUCAGUUUACUAUGCAGUGGUGCGGGGCAGUGAGUGUUGUACUUCGGACAUUCUACACCAUUCUAGACUUAAGACUCUGUUGUGGAUGUGGGGGAAAUCAGGAAAAAAUCUAAAUGAUUAGAAUAAAAUUUCAAACUGCAGCCAGGGCUUUAAUGUUUUUAUUCCAUGCCCAGGAUAUUAAUUCAUCACAACAAAAAAGCUACUAACCGAAAAGGGUUUUGUGGUCGGCCAUAUUUUUCCAUUGUUAUGGUACCACAGGCCGUAACUAAACACGCUUCACAGAUUUCUAUAUUAGUUUUUAAUUUUCCUUAUCUGUGUCAUCCUCUUUGGUAUUUUAUACCUUGCUCUGUUAUUUAUUUUCUGUGCAAGUAACAUUAUGCCGGUACAUCCGUCUGACGUUGUGUUGGACUUCGCUGUAAUCCAGUCAGUGCCGGUACAUCCAUCUGAUGUUGUGUUGGACUUCGCUGUAAUCCAGUCAGUGCCAGUACAUCCAUCUGAUGUUGUGUUGGACUUUGCUGCAAUCCAGUCAGAUCCUGGAUCUCUUUCAGCCUCAACAUCUUUAUAACACGUUUAAUUGCAAAUCCCGCUUCUACCUCAUGUGCCAUCCUUCACAGUGCUUCCUUCUUGUUUUAUGAUCUUUUGUAGAUGAGAGUUCAGUACUGAGCACCAUAAUCAAUUUGUUGUUUCACCAAAGAAAGACAAACAAUAACAUCUGUCUCUGUCUCACUAUUCCAGACGGAGCUGUCUGUAUCUGUAUACUCCAACAUCCUGCUGUGUUUUGGAAAACCAUCUUAACACUGUUUGUUUGUUUUUCAGUCUGGCAUGUUUGACAUCUUGUUUGUUUUUCAGUCUGGCGUGUUUGACAUCUUGUUUGUUUUUCAGUCUGGCAUGUUUGACAUCUUGUUUGUUUUUCAGUCUGGCGUGUUUGACAUCUUGUUUGUUUUUCAGUCUGGCGUGUUUGACAUCUUGUUUGUUUUUCAGUCUGGCAUGUUUGACAUCUUGUUUGUUUUUCAGUCUGGCAUGUUUGACAUCUUGUUUGUUUUUCAGUCUGGCGUGUUUGACAUCUUGGCCUUUUCCUUUCUCGAAGUUGCUGUACUCUUUUCUGCAACAUGUUCCUCAAGUCCAGAUUGUCCUGUUUCCUUUGUGCAGUAUCUCACAUUUCUUUAUAUGUAAUGUUAGCUGCCACAUUCUGAACCUCACAUCACAGCUGUUCUGACAUUUUCUUUAACCAGCCGUUGAAGUUUAUAGACUUCAGAAAUGAAUACUGUUUGCCUACAACAUAUUGUAUAAUUUUGUCCCAUUUCACUGUUGUUGGCAAAGAUAUUGCAAGGGACGACCGCAUUAUUGACAUCAUUCACAUGCACAUUAACAUUUUCCGUCUCUUUUUUUUAACACUUUUAUGAAAUUAUCACUUAAGAUACAAGCAAACAUACAUUUAUAUAUUAAAAAAAAAACGUUAAUAUGUUCACAGUUACAAACAUUAUGCAUCACAUACAUUCUUUUAUAAAGUUAUCAUCAAUCCAGCAGUACACAAAUUGUUCACUUCCUGUCUUCUCUUAAACCUCACUCCCCCAAAACAUUAUUCUGCAUGCAUUGUUCCCACAAUUUCCAUUUAUUUCUAUGUAGUUUACUCCUACCCUUUUCUAAAGAUUCCACUUC